AUAAGUAUAACUGUAAACAACAGUGUUGGAAGUUAGAAGAUAGAGCUUGAGCUUUCAAGUCUUGAAGAGAAGUGAAGUGAAGUGAUGAUUUUGUAUGGUGCGUGUUCGUAUAAUCUUGUUCCAACACGUGUCACUCUAACAGAGAACAUGAUACCAAGUUUUGCACAAAUGGUGUCUUCUUCUUCUUCUUCUCUGCUAGUUCCACUAUCCAAAUUCAGCUGCUUCUGUUGUUCUUCCGCCGAAACUUCAACCAUUUCCCUUCCAAAGUGGGAACCUUUUCUCAAGAAAAAGGUUGUCAUGAGAGUCGGUUAUGUUGGCACUGACUAUAGAGGUUUGCAAAUGCAACGAGAUCAGCAUGACUUAUCAAUCUGGCCUCUAUGAAUGAGUUUCUUGCUAAGAAAAUUCGAACACGAUGUAGCGAUCGAGAAAGAACUCGAAACUGCUAUCUUCAAGGCCGGUGGCAUCCAAGAUAGUAAUUUCGGAGACUUGGACAAAGUUAAAUGGAGCCGAAGUAGCAGAACUGAUAAAGGAGUUCAUUCUUUAGCAACAAUGAUAUCCUUUAAGAUGGAAAUUCCGGAUAGUGCAUGGAAAGAAGACAAUGAUGGAAUCUCCCUUGCGAACUGCAUUAACUCUUACCUUCCUCCUACAAUCCGAGUUUUCAGCAUAUUGCCUUCUAAAAAGAGAUUUGACCCCAGAAGAGAGUGCAAUCUGCGGAAAUAUUCUUACCUCCUCCCUGCUGAUAUUAUAGGGAUCCAGAGCCAUUUCAGUCAGGAUGAAAUUGAUUCCCAUAUUUCGGAGUUCAAUAGUAUACUUAAUGUUUUUGAGGGAGAACAUCCUUUCCAUAAUUAUACUGUACGGUCUAAGUACAGGAAAACUUACCAUAAAAGGCGAGCCGAUGGAAAAGGCAGCGCGUCGAACAGAACAAGAUUGUCUAGUUUGGAAUCUGAGAGUGAGGAAAGUGAUGUUGAUGAUAUUCUGAGUGGUAACACAACUAGUUUAAGCGACAAGGAACAGAGACACAAGUCUUCGGAGUCUACUGAAUCUAGCGGUUCGAGUGAUCAACACUCACUCAUAGGCGUUCAUGCACGAUGGUUAUAUGAACCUGACGAGACAGAUAGAUUAAGCGGUUCUCAUUUCAGAAAGAUUUUCCGUUGCUCUUGUGGGAAGUUGGAAACAUCACUUGGAUAUAAUUACGUAGAGCUCGAUAUAUGGGGGGAGUCCUUCAUGCUUCAUCAAAUACGCAAAAUGGUUGGGACUGCUGUGGCAGUUAAGCGCAAUUUAAUCCCAAGAGACAUCCUUUCUUUGUCACUCGUCAAGUUUUCGCGAAUCGUCCUCCCCCUUGCCCCGCCAGAAGUUUUGAUCUUGAAGGGAAAUGCUUUCAGCAUGAGAGCAAGUGCCGGGAGUUUAACAAGGCCUGAGAUGGUGUCUAUCGUCGAAUCAGAACAAAUUCUGAAAGCAGUGGACGAGUUCUACGUGUCUGUUAUGUUGCCUCAAGUUUCCAAGUUCCUAGAUUCGUCAAAGCCUCCAUGGAAGCUUUGGGUUGAGAAAUUGGACAAGUAUACAAGCAUUCCAGAAGCUCAAUUGGAUGAAGUUAGAAAGGCUUGGAGAACUUGGAAAGAAAACUUUAGAAUAAAACUAGCAUCAGAUUCGGAUCCGGAUCAAUAGGACAUAUAUUCAACUUCGGUAUGAUUUUAAUCUUGACAUUCAUACCACGAUUUAUCCGACAUUUGUUACCUACUUCGCUGGUUUUCUAGUGGUUCCUUGAUCGUGGCAUCAUUGGAUGUUCAUGUCA
Messenger RNA from Arachis ipaensis, 1792 nucleotides. RefSeq names its product putative tRNA pseudouridine synthase. Gene Ontology annotation, cellular component: nucleus. Gene Ontology annotation, molecular function: pseudouridine synthase activity; RNA binding. Gene Ontology annotation, biological process: tRNA pseudouridine synthesis; mRNA pseudouridine synthesis. The record is from RefSeq and is a predicted model, not a curated record. Lineage: Eukaryota; Viridiplantae; Streptophyta; Magnoliopsida; Fabales; Fabaceae.